Messenger RNA from Linum tenue, 2874 nucleotides. Lineage: Eukaryota; Viridiplantae; Streptophyta; Magnoliopsida; Malpighiales; Linaceae. The record is from the annotation of a GenBank genome assembly.
GCAUAGUAGAAUUGCUCUGGAAUUAAUUCUUCUUCUACAACCUUUGGUUUUGAGUGCGGUUACAAUAACGCAUUGGAGAGGGGACCCUAACGACUUUAUCAACCAACCUUAAUUAAAUGUGAAAAAUGUGAAAGGGGUCACAUGCUUUGGAACGAGAUGGCGAAGGGAGGAUGCCCAAACAACUCCGAGUUAAGAAGAGACAUAACAGAUGAUUCCAAUCGCCACACCUUCGCAGCUAUAUAUCAGCCGCAGGCGGAGCUGCCAGUAGCAGCAGCAACAGUAUACUUUCCUUUCUUCUUCCCCACUUAUGCCGUCUCUUUCCUUUGAGAAAUCGUUGGAUUCCUCACCGUCGGCUGCUGGAGAAUUCUCAUUGUACCCACUUCCGUUUUCCGUCGGUGGAGCUUUUCUCUCCCCGGCGGUCUGAUUCCCCCCGGCCUUUUCGCUUUCUGGGUCGGUUUCCCUUUUUCACCCUUUUCAUUCUACUGGCGUUUUAUUACCUCGGUGAAGGAAAAGUGGAGACAGUGGUAAUGGAGAAGCAAGUGAAGGAGGAACAAGAGGGUCCUACUGCUUGAUUUUCUGGCCUGCAAUAAACUGUUUCCCUUGUCCUUUUUUUCCCCCUUUAUGUGGUGGAGGUUUCUUGUAAUUAGUAUUCCAGGCCCAUGUUCUUCUUCAUAAUCAUCAGAACCCUUCUGUUUGUUGAGGCAAAAUUUAUUCCUGUUCUGCUGAGGAAAGGGGUAGGAAAUUAAGCUGCUGCUGCUUUUUCCUCUUGGAGCUUCAAAAGGGGGAAGGACUGGAUCUCUGCGCAGUAUCAUAUGAGGAUACCUUUUGCUCUAGCAGAUGUCCUUCUGGUACUUGCUUUCCUCUCCCCUGCUCCUUGGGCUGUCAAUGGUGGCAGCUCAUACUGCAAAGGAGCCACCCCAGAUAUCAGCCGGCCUCACAGUGUCACCAUUACUGAAUUUGGUGCAGUUGGAGAUGGGGUGACACUAAACACCAAGGCAUUUCAGAAUGCCAUCUUCUACAUCAAUUCCUUCGCUGACAAAGGUGGAGCUAAACUCUUCGUUCCUGCUGGGCGGUGGUUGACUGGAAGUUUUGAUCUCAUUAGCCAUCUGACACUGUCGUUGGAUGAAGACGCAGUCAUUCUUGGAUCGACGAAUUCUGAUGAUUGGCCAGUCGUUGACCCUCUACCAUCAUAUGGCCGAGGGAGGGAGUUGCCUGGUAGGAGGCAUCGUAGCCUCAUUUAUGGUUCAAAUUUGAUGGAUGUCAUUAUAACAGGCAACAAUGGAACUAUUGAUGGUCAAGGUGAUGUUUGGUGGAAUUGGUUUCACGACAAAACCCUUAACUACACGCGCCCUCACUUGGUUGAGUUAAUUAAUUCUACUGGUGUAGUCAUCUCAAACUUGACAUUUCGAAAUUCGCCUUUCUGGACAAUUCAUCCUGUUUAUUGCAGCCAAGUGGUUGUUCAGAAUGUCACAAUCCUUGCUCCUCUGGAUUCACCAAACACUGAUGGAGUUGAUCCAGAUUCUUCUAGCGAUGUUUGCAUUGAGGACUGCUACAUUAGUACUGGUGAUGACCUAAUUGCCAUUAAAAGUGGGUGGGAUGAGUAUGGUAUAUCAUAUGGUCGCCCUUGCAAGAACAUUCGCAUUCACCGGCUUGUUGGACAAAGUCGAUCGAGUGCAGGAAUUGCAAUAGGCAGCGAGAUGUCUGGAGGGGUAUCAGAGGUUCAUGCACAAGAUCUCCACUUCUUUGGUACCAACUCAGCCAUAAGGAUAAAGACUUCGCCUGGAAGGGGUGGCUAUGUCAAAAACAUCCACAUAGCAAACAUGACCUUGACCAAUGUAAAUGCAACCAUAAGGUUAACUGGUCACUAUGGGGAGCAUCCUGAUGACGACUAUGAUCCGAAUGCACUACCUGUAGUUGAACGUAUAACCAUCGAGAAUGUGAGAGGAGAUAACAUUACACACGCAGGAGUUCUGGAGGGUAUCGAAGGAGACACGUUUCUAGACAUCUGCCUGUUGAAUAUCACCCUAAGUGUGACAUCUAAGCCUCCAUGGGACUGCGCUCACAUUGCAGGCUAUUCAGAUUUGGUCACCCCAAAAGCUUGUAAGCUUCUCAGGGAGGAAAUCUUUCCCGAUCACUGGUCUGAUUGUUAUAAUAUCUACUCACAGAACUCGAGUAGCAGACUAAAUAGAGGCAAACAGUGGCUGUCUUGGUAAGUUAAGUUACCAGUUAGCUUCUCCGGUUCAAGCUCGAGUUGCUUCUUGUCAAUUCUCAACAUAGCUGUUCAUUUGCCUUGCAGAGGAAAUUGGUGGCCAGAGGUAUGAUAUGAAAAGUUUGGGAAUGGAAUUUGGCCUAAGUUAGUGGGCUUUGUGGGGAAGUGAGUUUUGCUGUAUCAUCAUGUUGUGCAGUAGCAAAUAAGUCCAGUGAUUCUUUUGUGUCUUCAUUUUGCUCAAUUAAUCCAAAGACUUCAGCUGUCGUUGUAUCUUUCACCUCUCAAUGCCAAAGCUGGCAUUGCCCAUUCAUGUUGUUCAAUUCAUGAGGAAGAAAAAAGCAUGCCUUGCAACUUCCCAUUUCCAAUUGAGAUUCCCAAUCAAGUACACGUGGCCACAUCUGACAGUUCGGACAAUCGAAUAUGUACUGGAAUCAAACUGCGGUUCCAUUGCUUUUGGCAUUAUCAACCAAUUCCAGAAACUAAGAAGGUACCAUCCUCCCCUUCAAGUCCACAAGAUGCCGGCCUAUUCUGUUUUUAGGACCAUUCGUAUACCCUUACAACAUUUGAGUUGUUUACAUGUUCAAUUGGAACACAAGUCCAACGGAAAGUACAAAUCCAGAAAUUAAAUACUUCUGAUCUAAGAAUAAUUUGUUUUUCCUUCUCAA